AAGUGGAGCGCCGGCUCCCACGCCUGCCCUUCUGCGGGGCACGGGCUCCAGCCGGGGCUCGGAGGUCGAGGCGUUCGCAGCGGCCGCCGCUGCGGUCUUACUCUGCGCGCCCUCCAGCGCUCCGGUCGGGCGGAACCUCUGAGCACCGGGCCGCGCCAUCGGGGGUGGGGGUCGCUCCGCCAGGAAGGAGGUGACGGGGGCGGCGCGGGCGCGGACACUCCCGCCGAGAGCCCGCUUGCCAUGGACUCGGAAUAUUACAGCGGCGACCAGUCAGCAGAUGAUGGUGGCGCUACCCCAGUACAGGAUGAACGGGAUUCAGGGUCAGACGUUGAGGAUGAUGUAAAUGAGCAGCCCUCUGGAUCAGACACUGGAAGUGUAGAACAUCAUUCAGAGAAUGAACCUAGUGAUCGAGAAGAUGGCCUUAAUAAAAGACAUCAUGUGACAGACUCUGAGAAUGAUGACCCCUCAAAUCUUAAUGCUAGUGACUCUGAGAGUGAGGAGCUUCAAAGGCAAAAGGACAGUGACUCUGAGUCUGAAGAUCAUGUAGAGCCUCCUGCAAGUGAUUCUGAAAAUGAGGGUGUCAAUCACCAUGGGAGCGACUCUGGGAGUGAGGAGACCAAGAAAUUACCUGUUAGUGACUCUGAAAAUGAGGAGCUUCUUAAUGGGCAUGCAAGUGACUCUGAAAAUGAAGAUGUUAGAAAGCACCCUGCCAGUGAUUCAGAGACUGAAGAGCUCCCAAAAAGUCCUGCCAGUGACUCGGAAACAGAGGAUGCGCUAAAACCUCAAGUCACCGACUCUGAGAGUGAGGAACCUCCAAGGCACCAAGCCAGUGACUCUGAAAGCGAGGCGCUUCCCAAACCUCAAGUUAGUGACUCUGAAAGCGAGGAGCUUCCCAAACCUCAAAUCAGUGACUCAGAAAGUGAGGAGCCUCAGAGGACUCAGGCCAGUGACUCUGAAAAUGAGGAGCUUCCUAAACCCCGUAUCAGUGAUUCAGAAAGUGAGGAUCCCCCAAGGCACCAAGCCAGUGACUCCGAAAAUGAAGAGCUUCCCAAACCCCGUAUCAGUGACUCAGAAAGUGAGGAUCACCCAAGGCACCAAGCCAGUGACUCUGAAAAUGAGGAGCUUCCCAAACCACAAAUUAGUGAUUCGGAAAGUGAGGAUCCCCCAAGGAACCAGGCCAGUGACUCUGAAAAUGAAGAGCUUCCCAAACCCCGAGUCAGUGACUCUGAGAGUGAGGAGCCUCAGAAGGCACCUGCCAGUGAUUCAGACACAGAAGCCUCCAGACACAAGCAGAAGCCAGAGUCAGAUGAUGGCAGCGAUGGGGAGAAGGGGGAGGGCGCAGAGGUGCAGAACAGCGCCUUCCGCUUAGAUAGCCAGGGAGACAGGAAGAGGUCUCGCGGCUCCGACAGCGAGGAGGAAGACCCCAGACGGCCAGAAAUGGACAGUGAUGAGGAGCCAGAGAAGCAGGGGGAGGAGGCAGCGAAGCGAAAGGCUGCGGUGCUUUCCGACAGUGAAGAGGAGGGAGCAUCAGCAAAGAAGAGCCGUAUUGUCUCUGACGCAGAGGACUCCGACAGCGAUGUGGUAUCAGACAAAUCUGGCAAAAGAGAGAAGACGACAGCAUCUGACAGCGAAGAAGAAGCAGGGAAGGAGUUGUCUGAUAAGAAAAAUGAAGAGAAGGAUCUGUUUGGGAGUGACAGCGAGUCAGGGAAUGAAGAAGAAAAUCUUAUCGCAGACAUAUUUGGAGAAUCUGGUGAUGAGGAGGAAGAAGAAUUUACGGGUUUUAACCAAGAAGAUUUGGAAGAAGAAAAAAGUGAAACACAGGUCAAAGAAGCUGAAGAUUCAGAUUCUGAUGAUAAUAUAAAGAGAGGAAAACAUAUGGACUUUCUGUCGGAUUUUGAGAUGAUGUUACAGCGGAAAAAGAGCAUGAGCGGCAAGCGCAGACGCAAUCGUGAUGGUGGUACUUUUAUUAGUGAUGCCGACGAUGUGGUGAGCGCCAUGAUCGUCAAGAUGAAUGAAGCUGCCGAGGAAGACAGACAGUUGAACAAUCAAAAAAAGCCAGCACUGAAAAAGUUAACAUUAUUACCUACUGUGGUUAUGCACCUUAAGAAGCAGGACCUUAAAGAAACAUUUAUUGACAGUGGUGUGAUGUCUGCCAUCAAAGAAUGGCUCUCACCUCUCCCAGAUAGGAGUUUGCCAGCACUGAAGAUUCGAGAGGAGCUGUUGAAGAUUCUGCAAGAGCUACCUAGUGUGAGCCAGGAGACCCUGAAGCAUAGUGGGAUUGGACGAGCAGUAAUGUAUCUCUAUAAACAUCCCAAGGAGUCAAGGUCCAACAAGGACAUGGCAGGGAAACUAAUCAAUGAAUGGUCCCGGCCUAUAUUUGGCCUUACCUCAAAUUACAAAGGAAUGACGAGAGAAGAAAGGGAGCAGAGAGACCUGGAGCAGAUGCCCCAGCGACGGAGGAUGAGCAGCACUGGUGGCCAGACACCCCGAAGAGACCUGGAAAAGGUGCUGACAGGAGAGGAGAAGGCUCUUAGACCUGGAGAUCCUGGAUUCUGUGCCCGUGCGCGGGUGCCAAUGCCCUCAAACAAGGACUAUGUUGUCAGGCCCAAGUGGAAUGUGGAAAUGGAGUCAUCCAGGUUUCAGGGGACCUCCAAGAAGGGUAUCAGUCGACUGGAUAAACAGAUGAGAAAGUUCACAGAUAUCAGGAAGAAAAGUCGAUCUGCACAUGCAGUGAAAAUCAGCAUCGAGGGCAACAAGAUGCCUUUGUGACCUGCUAGAGCGCCCACCUCGGCUCCAAGAAAUGCGUGGUGGACUCUGGAGAAAGAUGAUAUUUUAAAUUUUUUUAGUAUAUCUGUAAAUGGUUCAGCUUGUAUCAGAUGUUGUCAUAGCACUUGCAUUUCUCUGUUUUAUUUAAAACCAUUUGUUGUGUGCUUUGUACAGAGGAAUACUAGUCACACUUCUAUAAACUUUACAUAAUAAAAUCCCAGUCUGGUUUUGGGAGGCUGUCUCUU
Molecule: messenger RNA, 3011 nt
Organism: Miniopterus natalensis
Lineage: Eukaryota; Metazoa; Chordata; Mammalia; Chiroptera; Miniopteridae
Gene: IWS1
Product: interacts with SUPT6H, CTD assembly factor 1
Biological process (GO): poly(A)+ mRNA export from nucleus
Cellular component (GO): nucleus
Source: RefSeq, a predicted model, not a curated record